AUCGUUCUACGUUGAACUGGUACCUACAACAGCCAUGCUGGACAUACAGCUUCGACCGAUCAAAGACACGUUGUUCGAUUCUAUUACACAUCUCAUCCCCUCCUCUCUUUCCCCGCUCGCCAUCACCAUUCUCGCCUUCUUCUCUGGUGUCAUUUCCUGCAUCUACGCCGCUUCCAACAACAUCCUACUGAGCACCGCAUUUUGGGCACUCAACAGAGCACUGGAUUGUCUCGAUGGAGCCGUCGCCCGAAAACGUAAUCAGUCUUCAGAUCUUGGUGGUUACUUCGACCUUCUGGGCGACUUCAUUGUCUAUUCAGCCAUCCCAAUAAGCUGCGCCUUAGCACAGAACGAGAACUUUAAUGCGAGGAGGAUUUGGUUCUCAGUGGCUGUCUUGGAAGCCUCUUUCCAUGUCAACAACUUUGUCUUGUUCUACAUAGGCGCCAUCCUGGAGAAGCGUAAAGGCAGUGGCAGAGGUGAAAAUACGACCAGGGUCAAAGAGCUGACCAGCGUCGCAAUGCGACCAGCACUCAUCGAAGGAACUGAAAGUGCAGCUUUCUUCACGGCCAUGCUCGUAUAUCCUUGCUACUUGCAACAACUGUCUUGGGCAAUGGCUCUUCUAGUGUGGUUGGGAAUCGCUCAACGAACAAAGUGGCUGGUGGAAUCGCUUGGUUAGAUAGACAAACAAGCUACAAAGAUGAAGAGGGUCUUUCCUG
Messenger RNA from Alternaria alternata, 713 nucleotides. RefSeq names its product CDP-alcohol phosphatidyltransferase. Gene Ontology annotation, molecular function: phosphotransferase activity, for other substituted phosphate groups. The transcript has a single exon. Gene Ontology annotation, biological process: phospholipid biosynthetic process. Gene Ontology annotation, cellular component: membrane. Bases 35 to 673 code for a protein of 212 amino acids. NCBI's taxonomy places the organism in Eukaryota, Fungi, Ascomycota, Dothideomycetes, Pleosporales, Pleosporaceae. The record is from RefSeq and is a predicted model, not a curated record.